This is a messenger RNA of Sungouiella intermedia, 1428 nucleotides long. NCBI's taxonomy places the organism in Eukaryota, Fungi, Ascomycota, Pichiomycetes, Serinales, Metschnikowiaceae. The record is from the annotation of a GenBank genome assembly.
AUGAUUUCUCCUGCUCAUGCUCCCUUGCCAUUUUCUGUCUACCAUGGAACAAUUGUUCAUACCCCGGAUUUGGGUAGCUUAGAUGUCCAUGUAGGAGCACGUAUAGGUGUUGACCAGAAAGGCACCAUCGUAUAUGUGGAAUUGGAGGAAUCACAGUUGUCGCCAUUGGAAGAGGCCUUAAAUUUUGAUAAGUCCCUCACGGCUGAAAAUGUUCAGGUGGUUGACUACUCAGGUGAUGGCUUUCUCAAAUUUUUUGUGCCUGGAUUUAUCGAUGCUCACAUCCAUGCCCCACAAUACCCCAAUUGCGGAGUGUUCGGAAGCUCGACGCUUUUCGAUUGGCUCAUUAAAUACACCUAUCCGGUGGAAAAACAGCUCAGGGACCCUGAACUCGCCAGACAAGUGUAUGAAAAAGUGGUGCAAAAGACAUUGGAAAACGGAACUACAUGCUGUGCGUACUACUCCACCAUCCAUGUUGAGGCCACCAAUAUCUUGGCCGAUUGUGCCUUCCAGCAGGGCCAGAGAGCCUUGAUUGGUCGAAGUUGUCAGGAUUGUGGUCUGCCUGACUAUAAAGACGAAGAUUCUCAAGAGGCUAUGGCUGCGAAUAUGGAGGUGAUCAACCAUAUCCAGAGCAUUGACAAGGACUUCUCGUUACUCAAGCCAGUUUUGACCCCACGGAAUGCGAACAAGUGCUCCGAGGACUUGAUGUUCGCAAUUGCCAGGGUCAGCCAGGACUUGAACAUCCCGAUUCAGACUCACAUGAGCGAAACGGAAGACGAGGUGCAGCGAAUUCUCAAGAUGUUUCCGCAUUGCAAGACUUAUGCUGAUAUUUACGACUACUACCACCUAUUGUCUUCACAGACAAUUUUGGGCCACUGCAUCUUUGUCUCCGAUAACGAAAUUGAACUCAUCAAUGAACGGAAUGGAGGCAUCGCCCACUGUCCUACGUCUAAUAGUUGUUUGACUUCGGGAGAAGCUCAUGUUAGAAAAAUGCUCGAUAGGGGUACAAAAAUUGGCCUUGGGACUGACGUUUCGGGGGGAUUCUCUCCUUCAAUUCUAACUACGGCCAGACAUGCGGUUCUUGUUUCGCGUCAUGUCGCUAUGAAAACAAAGAAUGAUAAGGACAAGCUCUCGGUAAACGAAGCAUUGUACUUAGCAACACUUGGAGGUGCUCGAGUUUGUGGCUACGAAGACCAAUUAGGAAGUUUUGAUGUUGGAAAGAAGUGGGAAUGUCAAUUGAUCUCCGUGGAGGAUGAUGUAUCACCUUUCGACACUUUUGCAUUCCUCAACCCAGACUUGAACGGUUUGAGGCUGGGGAAUGCAGACGAUGUGCAGAAAUUUCAAGACAUUAUCGACAAAUGGGUCUUCAAUGGAGAUGACCGAAACGUCCGCGAGGUGUACGUAAAUGGAAGGUGCAUCGUGAGAAAGUAA